CCGGGAAACGUCUUGGCUGUGUCGCGGUCGGCUGCAGCUCCGGGUCGGCGGUGGUCGCUGAGUGCAUGAUUCCCACCGGUACAGCCCGACUUGUCGCCGCUAAAUUAUAAUUUUAGGUUGUAUGUGCUAGAGCUGAUCCCCGAGGAAAGCGCAACCAUGGGAGUGGAGGUCGAGACGAUAUCUCCCGGUGAUGGACGGACCUUUCCAAAGAAGGGCCAGACAUGUGUUGUUCAUUACAUAGGUAUGCUGCAGAACGGAAAGAAGUUUGACUCCUCUCGAGACCGGAACAAGCCCUUUAAGUUCAAGAUUGGACGCCUGGAGGUCAUUAAGGGCUGGGAGGAAGGAGUAGCACAGAUGAGCCUGGGGCAGAGGGCUAAAAUCACUUGCACACCAGAUAUGGCUUACGGAACGACAGGCCACCCCGGAGUCAUCCCCCCCAACGCCACGCUUAUAUUCGAUGUGGAGCUGCUCAAGCUGGAGUGAAAUACGAAGGCUGAAGGUCGACGAGUUUGCAUUCGCCACGACCUGUUUCCACAGGGUGCUGCCUCCUAUUGUUUCUACAAUCUUCUACUGUUACAAUAUUUAAACGUUUACUGCUGCUUUGUUUCCAUCCUGUCACAAUAAAUAACGAUGCAAGAAAAUGAACACAAACCACAUUUUGGUUUGUUGUUUCGAGAUGCUAUAUUUUCAUUUAAUGUCAUUGAAGUUGUAAAUUUUGUUCAACCAAGAGAAAAUCAGUCACCUGAUGAAAAGCCUAAGUACUACGUUGCAAUCGAAAUAUACUGCCUUACAGUUUCAAGGACAGGGGGCAUACAUGUGUUAGAUACUUUUGCUCUAUUUUAACUGGGCAUUAUAUACCAGUCUCUGCAUUGCCACUUUGGUUGAGGUUUGUCCCGUGAAAUGUUCUGAACAAUGUUGCUUUUUUAAGUAUAUUUUAUAUCCCUCGUAAGCAAUUACUGCAAGUGUACCCUGUCCGAUCUUACCCAAUCCAACACUGUACAGAACCCCGCAAGAGGCGUUGCUACUGCUGUGACAGUUUAUUGACCAACUCUUCAAUAAAAAUGGCAUGUACCUUG
Hippoglossus stenolepis (Pacific halibut) is the source of this 1076-nucleotide messenger RNA. RefSeq names its product FKBP prolyl isomerase 1B (gene fkbp1b). The record is from RefSeq and is a predicted model, not a curated record. NCBI's taxonomy places the organism in Eukaryota, Metazoa, Chordata, Actinopteri, Pleuronectiformes, Pleuronectidae. Gene Ontology annotation, molecular function: peptidyl-prolyl cis-trans isomerase activity. The transcript is spliced from 4 exons. The coding region runs from base 157 to 483 and encodes 108 amino acids.